Vidua chalybeata is the source of this 4482-nucleotide messenger RNA. It is a transcript of the gene ALDH18A1, whose product is annotated as aldehyde dehydrogenase 18 family member A1. Lineage: Eukaryota; Metazoa; Chordata; Aves; Passeriformes; Viduidae. Gene Ontology annotation, molecular function: ATP binding; glutamate 5-kinase activity; glutamate-5-semialdehyde dehydrogenase (NADP+) activity. The record is from RefSeq and is a predicted model, not a curated record. The coding region runs from base 455 to 3940 and encodes 1161 amino acids. The transcript is spliced from 30 exons. Gene Ontology annotation, cellular component: mitochondrion; cytoplasm.
CAGAUGAAAGUAGUGCUAAGAAAUGCUGUCACCAGUAAUUUUUGUCCCCGUGUUGAGAGCUUCUAACGUGAAACUUUUGGAAAUAAAGCAUACACCACCUAAAGCAGAGCAAAAUGCUGGGAUCACAUCUGCCAGUGCAGGAAGAAGUCACAGGUCUGUGAGUCAAGUGUGUGUGGAAAGGUCACUAAUUUUCAGAAGUAAUACCCCUUAUUCUACAGACAUCGUUUCUGAUCCUGGUGGAUGAGAUCCACUGUUCUGUGUGCAGUUGGAUGACUCAAAGCUGAACUAUUUUCAACUGCCACAGGAUAUCAAAGAAUCUGAUUUUGCAGAGUUCUUAGAGAAGUAUGGCAGGCACUCUUUCUUAGCACCAUCACAAGUUCAGCCAUCGUUCUCUGCUUUUUACCGUGCUGGUGAUCCAAUCCUCAUCUACUUUGAUUCGUCAUCUCUAUUGAGCAUGCUUAGACAGCCAGUAAAAAUGGGAGCCAGUGGACUUUGUGUUGAUGGAAAUCCUGCUGGCUUCCUGGACAGUAAAAGCACAAGCUGUACUCGGAUUUUUGCCAACUUGAGCAAGAGCUGCAUGACUGACCCUGUCCUAGAUGCUGCUUCCUAUUACCGUGACUUCACUGUACUAAAGGUCCCAAUUAAUGACACCGUUAUGCCAUCCAUGAAGGUAAAUGUCACUGCAGUCUCACCACCUGGAGCUCCCCACAUGAAAGACAAUACAUGCACCAAUGUUGUUUCUGAGGUGAUCUAUGAGAUAGAAUAUAGUGGCACAAGUGGGAUUGAGAGUGUUUCUGUCCAGUUCAAAGUCAGCAACAUCUCUGUGAACUUCAGCUCCUCUCUGCAGCAGCACUUCACCAUGCACUUCUGGACCAAGACUCUUUCUCAUAUGUUGCCUAGAAGUGGAAACCCUGGCUAUAUCACUGGAGCACCACUGUUGAUUGCAAACAGUGGUGCCAUGCAACAUAUGAGCGUAUUAAGGAGUGAAAGUGAUGGAAGUUGUUCACAAUUCCUCAGACACACAGUACAAUUUGGAAGGAAUAUGAGAACAGGCUGCAAAAUCAGCCUAUCCCCAAUACUGGAAGACAGUAACUGUAGUUACAUACAGCAGAAGUUAUACAAGGCUUUUCAGGGGACGAACAGAACAGAAGACUUUGCUAUAACUGGCAGUGCUAAUUCAGCCCAGGCAGAAGAGUGGAUGGCCAUUCUGAUUCAGAACUGCAGUGUGCAGGCUGUGAAUUGCACUUCCUGUUGUAUGGUUCCUGUGACCCUGGAGAUACAGAUAUUAUGGACUAAAGUGGGCCUCCUAUCCAACCCACAAGCUCAAGUACUGGGUACACGGCACUUUUACCAGUGUCAACCCCUCAAGUUUUUAAAAACAAGCAUGGUACCUGUGACAACUGUCGUUACCUUCACUGACAUGACCGACUGGCCAGAACCUCCACGAGGCCAGCCCCAAAUGCACUGGAAACUCCCAUUUGACAUCUUUUUCCCAUUCAAGAUAUCCUUGAUUUGCAGAAGGCAUCUCAAAAUGUUGUGUCGAGCUGCUCUGAGCCCUCUUGUCCGUUCCCCUGGAUGGUGCUUUGUGUCACCGCCACAUGCCAUCGCAGCCAUUUCCCGUUUAUAUCUCCCUUGCCAUAACCAAAGAUUAAGGAAUGAAUCCGUCCGUUGUUGGAGCAACAUUCCAUUUAUCACUGUGCCACUCAGCCGUGCACAUGGAAAAUCAUUUGCACACCGCAGUGAGCUGAAGCACGCAAAACGGAUUGUAGUAAAGCUGGGUAGUGCUGUUGUUACUCGAGGGGAUGAGUGUGGCUUAGCCCUUGGGAGGCUGGCUUCUAUUGUAGAGCAGGUCUCAAUGCUGCAAAAUCAGGGCCGAGAGAUGAUGAUUGUCACCAGUGGGGCUGUAGCUUUUGGAAAGCAGCGGUUGCGUCAUGAGAUCUUGCUUUCUCAGAGUGUGAGGCAAGCACUUCAUUCAGGCCAGAGUCAGCUAAAAGAUAUGGCUAUUCCGGUCUUGGAGGCCCGCGCCUGUGCAGCAGCUGGACAGAGUGGACUAAUGGCUCUGUAUGAGGCCAUGUUUACACAGUACAGCAUCUGUGCAGCUCAAAUUUUAGUCACCAAUCUGGAUUUCCAUGAUGAGCAGAAGCGUCGCAACUUAAAUGGAACAUUACAUGAGCUUUUAAGGAUGAAUAUUGUCCCUAUAAUUAACACUAAUGAUGCAGUUGUCCCACCUCCAGAGCCAAACAGUGAUCUGCAGGGGGUAAAUGUAAUUAGUGUGAAGGAUAACGACAGUCUGGCAGCACGACUGGCUGUAGAAAUGAAAACUGAUCUCCUGAUUGUUCUUUCAGAUGUAGAAGGACUUUUUGACAGCCCUCCAGGGUCUGAUGACGCAAAGCUUAUUGACAUAUUCUACCCAGGAGACCAGCAGUCUGUAACAUUUGGAACCAAAUCCCGAGUGGGAAUGGGUGGCAUGGAAGCCAAGGUGAAAGCAGCUCUGUGGGCCCUGCAAGGAGGCACUUCAGUAGUGAUUGCAAAUGGAACCCACCCAAAGAUCUCAGGUCAUGUCAUCACAGAUAUUGUGGAAGGGAAAAAGGUUGGAACUUUUUUUUCAGAGGUAAAACCUGCAGGCCCUACUGUAGAACAGCAGGCUGAAAUGGCUCGAGCUGGUGGCAGGACCUUGGCAGCUCUACAGCCUGAGCAGAGAGCAGAGAUUAUUUAUCGUCUUGCUGACUUACUAACGGACCAGAGGGAAGAAAUCCUCUUGGCAAACAAGAAGGACUUAGAGGAGGCUGAAAAUAAAGGGAGAUUAGCACUCCCUUUGUUGAAACGCCUAAGUCUGUCUACUUCAAAGCUAAACAGCUUGGCUAUUGGUCUGCGUCAGAUUGCAGCAUCCUCUCAGGACAGCGUCGGCCGUGUAAUUAGACGAACUCGAAUAGCAAAAGACCUGGAUUUGGAGCAGGUGACGGUGCCAAUUGGUGUCCUUCUCGUGAUCUUUGAAUCUCGUCCUGACUGUCUUCCACAGGUGUCUGCUUUGGCCAUAGCCAGUGGAAAUGGCUUACUACUUAAAGGAGGGAAAGAGGCAGCACACAGCAAUCAAAUCCUUCAUCAUCUGACACAAGAAGCCCUCUCUAUUCAUGGAGUCAGAGAUGCAGUGCAACUGGUGAACACAAGAGAGGAAGUAGAAGAUCUCUGCCGUUUGGAUAAGCUGAUAGAUCUCAUCAUUCCACGUGGUUCAUCACAGCUAGUCAGGAAUAUCCAGAAAGCUGCUAAGGGAAUCCCAGUGAUGGGUCACAGUGAAGGGAUCUGUCAUGUGUAUGUUGACACGGAUGCCAGUGUUGAGAAGGUCACACGAAUAAUCAGAGACUCAAAGUGUGAAUAUCCUGCUGCCUGUAAUGCUCUGGAAACUCUCUUAAUUCAUCGAGACUUGCUGAGAACCCCGUUGUUUGAUCAGAUCAUAGACAUGUUGAGAGUAGAACAGGUGAAGAUUCAUGCUGGCCCAAAGUUUGCAUCUUACUUGACAUUCAGUCCUUCAGAAGUGAAAUCGCUGCGCACAGAAUAUGGGGACCUGGAGUGCUGCAUUGAGGUGGUGGACAGCGUUCAAGAGGCUGUUGAGCAUAUCCACAAGUACGGAAGUUCCCAUACGGAUGUUAUUAUCACAGAGAAUGAGAAAACAGCAGAGUUCUUCCUCCAGCAUGUGGACAGCGCUUGUGUUUUCUGGAAUGCCAGUACCCGAUUCUCUGAUGGCUAUAGGUUUGGACUUGGCGCUGAAGUGGGAAUUAGUACUUCGCGUAUCCAUGCACGUGGACCAGUGGGAAUUGAAGGACUCUUAACUACGAAGUGGUUGCUGAGGGGGGACAAUCACGUUGUUUCUGACUUUUCAGAGCAUGGGAGCAUGAAGUACCUUCAUGAAAGCCUCCCUCUCCCUCAGAGAAAUGCCAACUGAAAACACUGGGGAGAAAACCCAGGGUAUAAUUAUUUCCCGAAGUUGUUCAGGCUUCAGGAUAAUCUCUGGUGAAGGAGUUUGUUUUUCAUCGUCAGAAACAUUGUCCUUGGUCAUUUUGCAGUACAAUGAAUACAUAAUGAUCCUAUCAAUGACAAUUCUCCCCCUCCCCCGCUUUCAGUUUCCUUAGACAGUAUCUGCAAACUGACGUCACUUCUCCCAAAGACAGUUUUUUUCAAAUCAUAUAGGUAACAUAAGGAAGAAUUUCAGUAUCGACUACAUUCCUUUUUUAUCCCAGUGCUCCCUGUAGCAAAUAUUUUUGGUGGUGGAGCUUAAUUUUUUUUUUCCUAAGUUUUGUUUUAUUCAAGUAUCUGUUCUGGAGAACAGACUCAGUAGUUUUGGUUUUGAGGAUUUUUUUCUUCAGUCUUAGGAUCAUGGCAUCUCUUGAGGGCCGGAAAGCUUUAUGCUUAAUUUCUUUGUAUUUGAUCAGUCUUGAGAUAGGGGGACGGAUGUUCCAAAUGUAUAAUAAACUUUUGACCAAGAGA